Messenger RNA from Funneliformis geosporum, 396 nucleotides. Lineage: Eukaryota; Fungi; Glomeromycota; Glomeromycetes; Glomerales; Glomeraceae. The record is from the annotation of a GenBank genome assembly.
UUAAAGAGCAUGUAAAAUGUAAAGAUCAUAUUGAAGCAGAAAAAUUAGAAACAGCACGUUUGCCUCUUCGGCUUUUACCUUUCAUCAUUGAAAUGAUGAAAGAAUCAGGAAUACCACAUAUAUCUGAUGCAUUUGGAAUAAUGAUUGACAAAAGUACAGAUAUUACAACAACCAAAUAUUUAGAUAUAUAUGCUUCAUAUGUAGCUAAAAAUAGAACAUUCAAAACACAUUUUUUAUGUCUUUUACCUUUAACUGAUUGCGAUGCAGAAACAUUUGCCUCAGAUGGUGCUUCAGUUAUGUUAGGAAAAGAUGAAGGUAUUGCAGCAAAGCUUUCAAGAGUAUGUACUUAUCCUUUAAUUGUUAAUCAUUAUGUGACUCAUAGGUUGGCUUUAGCAU